Molecule: messenger RNA, 1449 nt
Organism: Penicillium angulare
Lineage: Eukaryota; Fungi; Ascomycota; Eurotiomycetes; Eurotiales; Aspergillaceae
Product: FKBP-type peptidyl-prolyl cis-trans isomerase
Exons: 3
Coding region: 1-1449 (482 amino acids)
Cellular component (GO): nucleolus; chromatin
Molecular function (GO): peptidyl-prolyl cis-trans isomerase activity; macrolide binding
Source: RefSeq, a predicted model, not a curated record
AUGUCGGCCGUCCAACCUGUCGCCGUUUACGCCCUCCAGGUUCCUGCUGGAGCUAUGGUUCCCGCUGUGCCCAAUGCUGCCGCUUCUUUCCGUGUCAGCAUGGCUGCUAUUGACCCUGAUGAGGAGCCUGAUUUUGAAGAUGGUGGCUCCAGCAAGCCUUCGCGCGCUACCUUGAAGAUUGUUCGCGUUCCUCCCGGUCUCGAUAUGGGCGAGGAUGAUGAGGAUGAUGAGGACUACAGCGACGAGGAGGAUGACGAGGAAGACUCCGAUGACGAGGAGGUCAACGGUGGCCCCAGCGACAAGGAGAAGGCCCGCAAACUGAAGCAGGCUGCCGCCCAGAAGGAGCUUGAGGAUGCCAUGGAUGAGGACGACUCUGAGGAUGAGGAGGGUGGUUUUGAUCUGAAGGCUGCUAUCUCUAGACUCAUCAAGGGCAAGAACCCCGCCACUGAUGACGACGAGGAGUCCGAUGACGGCUCCGACGAGGGUCUUGACCUCGACGAGAACGUUAUCUGUACUCUGAGCCCCGAGAACAACUGCCAGCAGGCUCUUGAUAUCACUGUGUGUGAGGGUGAGCGUGUCUUCUUCAAGGCCACCGGCAAUCACACCAUUUACCUCACUGGUAACUACGUCAUUGGUAUCGACGAGGGCCGCCCCGACUUUGACGAGGAUGAGGAUGAUGAGGAGGACUACGACCUGUCCCCUGAUGAGGAAGAGCUCGACAUGGAGGAGCUCCUGGCCAUGGAUGGCGAGGACAGUGAUGACCUGGACGAUCUGGAAGACCCCCGUGUCACUGAGGUCGACAGUGAGGAUGAGCCCGCCCCCAAGCUGGUUGAGGCCAAGGGAAAGGGAAAGAACAAGCGUGCCGCUGAGUCCGAUGAGGUGACCCUCGACGAUCUGAUGGCCAAGGGUGCCAAGGGCAAGGCCGCCAAGGAGGAGCCCGCUCUCACCAAGGCCCAGCAGAAGAAGCUCAAGAAGAACAACGGUGACGCCGCUGCCGUUGAGGCUAAGAAGGAGGCCGAGGCCAAGAAGGAGCCCAAGGCCGACAAGAAGGUUCAGUUCGCUAAGAACCUUGAGCAAGGUCCUACUCCCUCCGGUGACAAGCCUACCGGUACUCUCGGCGUCAAGGAGGUCCGUGGCGUUCUGCUUGAUGACAAGAAGCUCGGAAAGGGUGUUGCUGCCAAGAGCGGCAACACCAUCGCCAUGCGCUACAUUGGCAAGCUUGAGAACGGCAAGGUCUUUGAUUCCAACAAGAAGGGCAAGCCUUUCACCUUCAAGCUCGGCCGAGGUGAGGUCAUCAAGGGCUGGGAUAUCGGUGUUGCUGGCAUGACCCCUGGCGGUGAGCGCCGUAUCACUAUUCCUCCUCAGCUCGCUUACGGCAAGAAGGCCCUUCCCGGCAUUCCUGCUAACUCCAAGUUGAUCUUCGAUGUUAAGUUGCUGGAGAUCAAGUAA